AUGGAUUUUUGCGAUAACACCACAAUUCCCACAUAUUUCUCGUACGUAAACAACGAGGGAAUUGAGUCCCAGAAGACAUACUACAAGUACUUCGUGCCGAUACUGAUCAUCGGUUGUGUCAUCAGUGUCACACUCAAUGCCCUGUUGGUGAUCGUGGGCCACACCAAGACUGUCAAUAAGUCACCGAUUCUGGUGCUAUCCCUCAAUUUGGCGACCACUGACAGCCUGGCCUCCAUAUUCAUCGCUACAGGGCUUGUGGUGAACUCAUACCUACCGGUGGUGUUGGAGGUGAAUAUGGGUCGAUCCCAAUGCACACUACUUAUCAUUGAGAUCUUCAGACUCUCAUCACUGAUCGCAUCGGCCAUGCAUUUGCUGUCAUUAGCUUUAGUCCAUUACAAGGGAAUCGUAAAACCAUUACACUAUAGUUAUAUUAGUUCGGCAAUUCUCUUUAAAGGAUAA
Oppiella nova is the source of this 459-nucleotide messenger RNA. NCBI's taxonomy places the organism in Eukaryota, Metazoa, Arthropoda, Arachnida, Sarcoptiformes, Oppiidae. The record is from the annotation of a GenBank genome assembly.